This is a messenger RNA of Engraulis encrasicolus (European anchovy), 2202 nucleotides long. RefSeq names its product potassium voltage-gated channel, Shal-related subfamily, member 2 (gene kcnd2). The transcript has 7 exons. Gene Ontology annotation, cellular component: voltage-gated potassium channel complex; neuronal cell body; dendritic spine. The record is from RefSeq and is a predicted model, not a curated record. Gene Ontology annotation, molecular function: A-type (transient outward) potassium channel activity; protein binding. Gene Ontology annotation, biological process: protein homooligomerization; potassium ion transmembrane transport. Bases 286 to 2202 code for a protein of 638 amino acids. Lineage: Eukaryota; Metazoa; Chordata; Actinopteri; Clupeiformes; Engraulidae.
UCAUUACGCGGGUAAUGCCUUUGUCCUAAGAUAACAUCACCUUGUAAUUACCACUGCGUUACCAGCACACCGUGUAGCAGGCUUGAUUUUUAGACUAAAUUGGCACAUGGUGCGGAUCGUAUUGCCUUGCCACGAGGUGCUCUCUAACCAGCGACGCUCUCCACUGUCUCUCCAGAUGCCUCUGUGCGGGGCUGCACGCCUGUGAUCAGCUAACGGACCUCCGUGCCAGCCAGCCAGCCAGCCUGUCUGCUUCAUCCGAACCAGGUUGCACAUUGCCGGACCAGAAUGGCAGCGGGAGUCGCGGCUUGGCUACCCUUCGCCCGGGCAGCAGCCAUAGGAUGGAUGCCGGUGGCCAGUGCCCCUAUGCCAGCUCCUCCGCGGGACAAAAGGCGGAAGGCAGACGGGCUCAUCAUCCUCAACGUCAGUGGAUCAAGGUUCCAAACUUGGCGAAACACUUUGGAGAGAUAUCCCGACACUUUACUCGGAAGCACAGAGCGCGACUUCUUUUACCACGAGGAGACAAACGAGUACUUUUUCGACCGCGACCCAGACAUCUUUCGGCACAUUUUGAAUUUCUACCGCACUGGCAAACUGCACUACCCGCGCCACGAGUGCAUCUCGGCAUAUGAUGAGGAGUUGGCGUUCUUUGGGAUCAUUCCGGAGAUUAUUGGAGAUUGCUGUUACGAAGAGUACAAAGACCGCCGACGGGAGAACCAAGAACGCAUCCAGGAUGACGAGGAUAACGACCAAAACAACGACAUGGUCCCACUGGAUAUGACAUUCCGCGAGUCCAUGUGGCGGGCUUUCGAGAACCCACACACGAGCACCAUGGCGCUGGUGUUCUACUACGUGACGGGCUUCUUCAUCGCCGUCUCUGUCAUGGCCAACGUGGUGGAGACGGUGCCCUGCGGCAAGACGCAGAACCGUGUGGAGAUAUCCUGCGGUGAGCGCUACGGCCUGGCCUUCUUUUGCCUGGACACGGCCUGCGUCAUGAUCUUCACAGUGGAGUACCUGCUCCGGAUGAUGGCGGCGCCCAACAGGUUCAAGUUCGUGAAGAGCGUGAUGAGCGUCAUCGAUGUGGUGGCCAUCAUGCCCUACUACAUCGGCCUGGUCAUGACCGACAACGAGGACGUGAGUGGGGCCUUCGUCACCCUCAGGGUCUUCCGCGUCUUUCGGAUUUUCAAGUUCUCCCGCCACUCGGCGGGCCUGCGUAUUCUGGGUUACACGCUGAAGAGCUGCGCGAGCGAGCUGGGUUUCCUGCUCUUCUCCCUCACCAUGGCCAUCAUCAUCUUCGCCACCGUGAUGUUCUACGCCGAGAAGGGCUCGAGCGCCAGCAAGUUCACCAGCAUCCCUGCCGCCUUCUGGUACACGAUCGUCACCAUGACAACGCUGGGAUAUGGAGACAUGGUCCCCAAGACCAUCGUGGGUAAGAUAUUCGGCUCCAUCUGUUCUCUGAGUGGCGUGCUGGUGAUCGCGCUGCCCGUGCCCGUCAUCGUCUCCAACUUCAGCCGCAUCUACCACCAGAGCCAGCGGGCAGAGAAGCGACGCGCCCAGAAGAAAACCAGGAUCGCGCGAAUUCGUGCGACGAAGAGCGGAGGCGCUAAUGCUUAUAUGGCGUACAAACGCAACGGGCUUCUCAGCAACGCCCACGAGGAGGCGUCCAAGGAGGCAGGUCAGGCGCUGGUGUGUAGGGCCAACCCCACCUUCGACACCCAGCAUCACCACCUGCUGCACUGCCUGGAGAAGACCACGAACCACGAGUUUGUGGACGAGCAGACGUUCAAGUCCAGCUGCCUGGAGGUGUCGAUGGUGAAGCCUGCGUCGCGCUCCUCCUCCAUCUCGUCGGCGAGUGGCGGCGGCGGUGGCCUGUCGUCAUGCUGCUCGCGCCGCAACAAGCGGAAGAGCUUCACCGUGCCCAACUCCAACAUGGCCGGCCGCCGAGGCUCCAUACAGGAGCUGAGCACCAUUCAGAUCCGGGAGAGGCCCAUUACCAACAGCCGCUCUAGCCUGAAUGCCAACCGCUCCAGCCUGAAUGCCAAGUUCGAGGAGACGGUGCCGCUGAACUCGGAGACGGUGCCCUACCUGACGGCGGCCGUCAUCAGCAUGCCCACGCCGCCCGUCACCACCCCCGAGACGGACGAGUCCGCCAACUCGCCCGCCGACUACUCCCAGGCCAACAUCGUGCGCGUCUCGGCGCUAUAG